Mytilinidion resinicola is the source of this 1160-nucleotide messenger RNA. RefSeq lists its product as uncharacterized. Gene Ontology annotation, molecular function: zinc ion binding; DNA-binding transcription activator activity, RNA polymerase II-specific. The coding region runs from base 43 to 1128 and encodes 361 amino acids. Gene Ontology annotation, biological process: regulation of transcription by RNA polymerase II. The transcript has a single exon. NCBI's taxonomy places the organism in Eukaryota, Fungi, Ascomycota, Dothideomycetes, Mytilinidiales, Mytilinidiaceae. The record is from RefSeq and is a predicted model, not a curated record.
GCUCAAUAACACCCAACUCAUAUACUAGCGGCUACCCAUAUCAUGCCAAACGGCUCUCGGAACUUCCACCACAAGUCUCACAAGGGUUGCAAACGAUGCAAGACCCGACGUGUGAAAUGCAACAAGCAAGCUCCGGUUUGCGCGAAUUGUCGUCGACGGAAUGAAGACUGCGAAUAUGAAAUACCCCCUCCGAAUCCUGCGGCUAUCACCGUAUUCGCACUACCCGCGGCCCAAUUGGGAGAUAUAACCUCGUUUAUAAGCGUAUCAUUCUUGAGCAAUGUCAUAGUCGGAUGUGUUCCUGCUUCUAGACCCGAGAGAGCACUAUGGUGCGCAGCUUUUGGAGAAGCCCUGGCCGGUUGCCAGUAUCUGCAGCAUACUAUGCUCUCCAUACACACCUUACACGUCGGACCUCGACUCUCGAAGGACGCCUUCUCCGAGGCCACAAACCUCGCCCACCACCACCAUAUCAUGGCAUCCAAUGCGUUCACCCACAUGGCACCCGUAGUCAACGAGCAGAAUUGGCUUGCAGUCUUCAUUUUUGGGAUAUCGGUCAUCAUCUUCCGAUUCGCGACCCAGCAAUAUUGUCCCGACCAUCUCUUCGACUACCUAGAAAUGCUGCAAGUGCUACGCAUAUCUAGUAACAUUGCCAGGUCGGUCUCGUCAUAUCUAUUCAGAAGCGAAAUGUGGCCAUUUAUCCGAGAUCGCGCUUCGUUGCAGCUCAUAUGCCAAUCCGACGACAUUGGUAUGCAGCAGGCCAUCGAGAAUCUUGAAGGCAUCGUCAGUAACUAUCGACCCCGUUCUGAAAAUCGCAGAAAGGCAACCCCUGCUGCCUUUGAGGCUUUCAAGACCUGGGUCAUUACGUGUCAUGGUUAUCCAAGUGUGUGGCGUCAUUACAUUGACUGGCCAGCGACCAUCCAGACGGAGUUUCUAAAUGAUAUACGAGAGGAGGAGGAUGUACCCUUGUUGCUGUUGAUAUACUGGUGUGCCAUCAUGUAUCGUGGGCCUCGGCGGUGGUUUAUGGAAGUGUGGCUGCGUCGGACAGCAACGGUUGUGGUGAAAAAGUUGGACGGGGACUGGAAUCAGGCGCUGGUGUGGCCAUUAGAAACUCUUCAAAUCAUACAUCAAUAGUUCUCUGCUCGUUUUCAUUCCAUCGCUGGGAG